AUGGACCAUAAGGAAGUAGUCCUUCUACUUCUCUUGUUUCUGAAAUCAGGCCAAGGGGACUCCCUGGAUGAGUAUGUAAGCACACAAGGGGCUUCCCUGUUCAGCCUCACCAAGAAGCAGGUAGGGGCAGGAAGCAUAGCGGAAUGCACGGCUAAAUGCGAAGAGGAAACAGAGUUCAUCUGCAGGUCAUUCCAGUACCACAGCAAAGAGCAGCAAUGUGUGAUCAUGGCCGAGAACAGCAAGGCCUCCCCCAUCAUCCGGAUGAGAGAUGUCAUCUUAUUCGAGAGGAGAGUUUAUCUGUCGGAAUGUAAGACUGGCAUCGGGAAGAACUAUAGAGGAACUAUGUCCAAGACAAAGAAUGGGGUUACCUGUCAAAAGUGGAGCGCCACAUCCCCCCACGUACCCAACUAUUCCCCUAACACACACCCCAAUGACGGACUGGAGGAGAAUUACUGCAGGAAUCCAGACAACGAUGACAAGGGACCCUGGUGCUACACAACGGACCCAGACAAGAGAUAUGACUACUGUGACAUCCCUGAAUGUGAAGAAGAAUGCAUGCACUGCAGUGGAGAACAUUAUGAGGGAAAGAUCUCCACGACCAUGUCUGGACUCGACUGCCAGGCCUGGGACUCGCAGAGCCCGCACGCUCAUGGGUAUAUCCCUGCCAAAUUUCCAAGCAAGAACCUGAAGAAGAAUUACUGUCGCAAUCCCGAUGGGGAGCCACGCCCCUGGUGCUUCACCACAGACCCCAACAAACGCUGGGAAUACUGUGACAUCCCCCGCUGCACAACACCCCCACCCUCUUCUGGUCCAACCUACCAAUGUCUGAAGGGAAGAGGUGAGAACUACCGAGGGACCGUCUCUGUCACCGUGUCCGGAAAAACCUGCCAGCGCUGGAGUGAGCAGACCCCUCAUAAGCACAACAGGACACCAGAAAAUUUCCCCUGCAAAAAUCUGGAAGAAAAUUACUGUCGUAACCCGGAUGGAGAAACCGCUCCCUGGUGCUAUACCAUGGAUGGAGAUCUGAGGUGGGAAUACUGUGAGAUUCCAUCCUGUGACUCCUCUGCAUCCUUGCCAGAACUUUCCGAUUCCUCAGUUCUACCGGAGCAGACACCUGUGGUCCAGGAAUGCUAUCAAGGCAAUGGGCAGAGCUAUCGGGGCACAUCGUCCACCACCAUCACAGGGAAAAAGUGCCAGUCCUGGGCAUCUAUGACCCCACACCGGCAUCAGAAGACCCCAGAGAAGUUCCCAAAUGCAGGCUUGGAAAUGAACUACUGCAGGAACCCAGACGCCGACAAGGGCCCUUGGUGUUACACCACUGACCCAAGCGUCAGGUGGGAAUACUGCAACCUGAGGAGAUGCUCCGAGACAGGAGGGGGCGCUGCAGAGUCGCCGGUGGUCCCCCAAGUUCCAGAUGUGGAGGCCACCUCUGAGCCAGACUGCAUGAAUGGGGUUGGUAAAGACUAUCGAGGCAAAAUAGCUGUCACUGCGACUGGCACCCCUUGCCAGGAAUGGGCUGCCCAGGAACCCCACCCUCACAGCAUCUUCACCCCGGUGUCAAACCCACGGGCGGGUCUGGAAAAGAACUACUGCCGAAACCCGGAUGGUGAUGUCAAUGGUCCUUGGUGCUACACAACAAACCCCAGAAAACUUUAUGAUUACUGUGAUGUCCCCGUGUGUGCCUCACAAGCACCGUACGAGUGUGGGAAGCCUCGUGUGGAGCCGAAGAAAUGCUCUGGGAGAAUAGUGGGCGGCUGCGUGGCCUAUCCACACUCCUGGCCCUGGCAAAUCAGCCUUCGAACCAGACUCACUGGACAGCACUUCUGUGGAGGAACUUUGAUAUCCCCAGAGUGGGUGUUGACUGCUGCACACUGCUUGGAGAAAUCUUCAAGACCUGGAUUCUACAAGGUUGUCCUGGGUGCGCAUGAAGAAAAUAUUCGUGGGUCAGAUGUUCAGCAAAUAGAAGUAGCCAAGCUGUUCUUGGAGCCCACCCGAGCCGACAUUGCCCUGAUGAAGCUAACCCGCCCAGCCAUCAUCACAGAUAAAGUCAUUCCAGCUUGUCUGCCAUCUCCAAACUACGUGGUUGCCGGAGGGAUGCUGUGCUACAUCACUGGCUGGGGAGAAACUCAAGGGACUUUCGGUGCUGGCCUUCUCAAGGAGGCCCAGCUGCCUGUGAUUGAGAACAAGGUGUGCAACCGCUAUGAGUAUCUAAACGGCAGAGUCAAUUCCAGAGAGCUUUGUGCCGGGAAUUUGUCCGGUGGCACUGACAGCUGCCAGGGCGACAGUGGAGGACCUCUGGUUUGCUUCGAGAAGGACAAGUACAUUUUACAAGGAGUCACUUCUUGGGGUCUUGGCUGUGCUCGCCCCAAUAAGCCCGGUGUCUAUGUUCGCGUUUCAUGGUUCGUUAAUUGGAUAGAAGAAGUGAUGAAAAAUAAUUAAUUGGGCGGGCGGCAGAGCAAAGCAUCGACUUACUAAAACUUCCUAGACGCUGCAGGUGGUGGUGGGGGGAGACUUGGGUUUCUUGGAAA
Messenger RNA from Chionomys nivalis (European snow vole), 2528 nucleotides. It is a transcript of the gene Plg, whose product is annotated as plasminogen. The record is from RefSeq and is a predicted model, not a curated record. Gene Ontology annotation, molecular function: serine-type endopeptidase activity; signaling receptor binding. Gene Ontology annotation, biological process: proteolysis. Bases 1 to 2439 code for a protein of 812 amino acids. The transcript has 20 exons. Gene Ontology annotation, cellular component: extrinsic component of plasma membrane. NCBI's taxonomy places the organism in Eukaryota, Metazoa, Chordata, Mammalia, Rodentia, Cricetidae.